ACCCGCGCUUCGUGCAGACUUUGUCAACUACUACAAUGUAUUUAUGACGAUCAUACCCAGACUGCCUGUGUUCAAAUUCGCGUCGAAUGAAGGUCGUUCACUCUGUUUAGAGAUUCUGGCUAAAACACCGUUGCCGUACCAACCACAUGACUACCAGCUCGAAGGUGCACGCAAAGCGUUGGAUGGCAUCGACAUCCUGGCCGUGACCCCUACGGGAUCCGGAAAAACUGGUUUCCUCACCAUGUACAUGCUCGUGACGCAAGCCAUUGCGUCCGACUCUUCUUUGUGCCCACAGAAGCGCAUGAAGAAACGAGCAAUCAUGAUUGUUGUGUGCCCAACAAAAGCGCUUGAACAUGACAUGGAGCACAAGUUCAAUUUAGUCGGACUGUCAACACUGGUAAUCAAUGCAGAUACAGUCGAUGAAGCUCGGCGAAGCGGUACCGAUAUUUGGACGACAGCUCAUUCAGAGGUGUCGAUUCUUUUACUCGCACCUGAGCAGCUAAAGUCGUCCGAAUUCGGGCACCUUCUCAACAAUAAGGAGUUUCAGCUGCGUGUGGUGGCAUUCGCAGUCGACGAAAGCCACCUUCUAGACACAUGGGGCGCCUCAUUUCGACCUGUGUUCAAGCAGAUCGGCGACGUUCGCAUGCGCCUACCUCAAACACCCGUUUUGAUUGCUUUGACAGCCACUCUGCGUGUCGGCACCCAUACAUCAAAUGUUCGCGACUUCCUCGGCCUCGGCGAUUCUUACCAUCUCAUACGGCAUUCCAACGCACGGUUUGAUCUGCAGUUCCUCUUCCGCACCAUGUCGUCAAGUCCACGUUCUCUGAAAUUUCCUGAACUUGACUGGGUACUCGAAAGCGAACGGCGUAUAAUCAUUUUCUGUACGACGAUCUCCCUGGGCUUUCGUGUAAUGACGUACCUGUGGCGGCGUGCGUAUGAACUUCGCGAUCGACGUAAAUGCAUCCGCAUGUACAAUUCACUCAACUGGCCGUCAUACAACGCUGACACUCUCGAGCUCAUGCACACCGACACAAGCUCUCUUGUCACUAUCGCUACCGAUACGCUGUCCCAAGGGAUCGAUGUCGCAAACACCGAUGACGUAGUCCUCUAUGGGGAUAUUCCAACCACGUCUGAUAUGGUUCUUCAGAGGGGUGGUCGCAUCCGUGAUGGAAAAGGCAGGAACUCACGCGUGAUUGUAUAUUUACCUUCAACGGCCGUUGAGACGGCCCUUAAGGUUCUCGACGACGAAGGGCAGCAGGGUAGAAUGGGGAAGGAUGCAAGGACGACAAUAGACCCCAGCAUUGCCUACCUCAUUUUGGCUAAAUGCAAGGUCGACGCCGUUAACAAGCUCUAUGGGAACCCCAUCAAAGAGGUUCCAUGUGGCUGUAGCACCUGUCGUGUAAAUCCUCCAGUGCCAAAGCCAGAGCAAUGCAAUUGUUCAGGUUGUAUUCCCGAAGUCAUCGAGAAAAUGACAUCAGCGCCAUCUGCGAAAACAAAAGUCAAGAUACCUGCUAGCAAACGGGUCACUAAGGUUAUGCGCCGUCAUGCAAGUACGCGCCUUACUCGCUUUCGAGUGGAAUUAUGGGAAGAUGCCGAUGAAUGUAUGGAUUCAAUGCUGCCUUCAGAAGAGUUCCUGCCGGACACACUCGUCAAGGUCUUGCUCAAUAACUUCACCAGCAUCGAAAGUGCUAACAACAUUGCAGAGCUCCUAUCACACUAUCCGCCACUCGAAGGUCAUUUUGGAAAGCUAUACGGAGUAAUACAGGAGCUCGAUGUCGAUUUUAACAAGAUGCGAAGAGAUGCGAAGGUCGCUGCCGCUACAAAAUGGAAAGCUACUCUGGCAUGCAAAACUGAAGAAGCACGCAAGCAACGAAAAAAAAAUAAUACACUUGGUCGAAGCCCAGGAACAAUUGUCAUACCUGCACGGACCGUACCCCUACAACCUGCCGCUCAAGUGAGUGCGGUGACGAUCCGUAUUCCUGUAAGAACAAGGCGGAAACACAAAUAAGUCAAGCCCCGUCUCCUUCAUUGUCAGAGAGGUCCAUCGAUUGUGGGUCCACUUCCACCUCUUCCAAGGCAUCUUCAUCGGCGCUGUCACUAUAUCCAUCACUAUCCUCGUUCUCUUCAUCUUCAUCUUCGGCAUCACCAUUGUCAUCGUCCUGUGCUUGCAUACCUUCUAGUUCACCAAUCAUCAUUGUUAUCUCUCUGUCUGUUAAUGCGUCAUUCGUAACGACGAGUGUUCCAUCUUCCAAGUGAACAGAACACAUGCUAUAAGGAUCCGGCAAACUGGAAGCCUCCGAGUCUUCCUCCAUAAGAGCUUCACUUAGGUCAGCGAGCAAUGCAGUUCCAUCGGAGCUUGUGGUAUCGGAAUGUCGAAAAUGUAAGGUUUCAGUGAUGAACCUCUGUAGCCGACCAUUACGUAGAUUGUCAAGGCCACUGCGAUAGUUAUCCACAUCUCGGGCAUCCGUGAUUUUGUCGUAUGCCCGACCAGGGCAUCGUGAGUGGAUCUCCUCACUACGAAAGAUUUGCAAGAGGAUUGUGAGCUCGGCAUUUUCGUGCGGCUUGCAGUGCUUAGCAGAGUGAUCCUUUAGGUCAACACCGCUGCGAAUAUCAUCCAGGAGACGUGAAAGGUGGUGGACAUUGCGAGAUACGACAUUGCGAAGGUAUCUUGCAUUGUAUUGAACCCCCUUUCGUUCUGCAAUCAUCUGGAUGAUUCUGUUAUUACGUUCCUGAAGCCAAUCCGCAGCACAGAAAUGUCCUCCCUUUCCAGAU
Somion occarium is the source of this 2772-nucleotide messenger RNA. The record is from the annotation of a GenBank genome assembly. NCBI's taxonomy places the organism in Eukaryota, Fungi, Basidiomycota, Agaricomycetes, Polyporales, Cerrenaceae.